UGACCAAAUCUGAUGUCCUUGCUGGGUGCUGCUGGAUUUUGCAAAGAAUAGUGCUUGAAGUACAUUCGUCUGAUUUGUUUUAUAGAAUUGCACGGAUAUUCUCACUGAACAUCAAAAUGCAAGGAUUGAGUUUGAAGAGUAUGAGGAAGCACCCAACUCUGCUCCCAAUUUAUUUCUGCUUAGGCCUGGGAGCCUUUGGUGCGUUCUUCUACACGGCACGCUUGGCGUUCCAAAGUCCUGAUGUUUCUUGGCUAAACAAGAAGGAGGCUGAACCAUGGAAUGCCUAUAAGGAUAAGCAAUAUAAGUUCUAUGCAACAAGAGAUGAAAUUACUAAUGCGAAGAGCCCGGCGCCAGAGUAUUGAGCAGCAAUAUGUAAACUAGUAUUUGUUAUAGGAAUAAACUGUUAUAUAAAUUGCUA
Molecule: messenger RNA, 418 nt
Organism: Cyphomyrmex costatus
Lineage: Eukaryota; Metazoa; Arthropoda; Insecta; Hymenoptera; Formicidae
Gene: ND-MLRQ
Product: NADH dehydrogenase (ubiquinone) MLRQ subunit
Exons: 3
Coding region: 117-362 (81 amino acids)
Cellular component (GO): respiratory chain complex IV
Source: RefSeq, a predicted model, not a curated record